Messenger RNA from Lottia gigantea (owl limpet), 435 nucleotides. RefSeq lists its product as hypothetical. Lineage: Eukaryota; Metazoa; Mollusca; Gastropoda; Lottiidae. The record is from RefSeq and is a predicted model, not a curated record. The annotation marks the transcript as partial. The transcript is spliced from 5 exons.
GAAGAAUGUGAUUGUGGAUCUGAAGAGGAAUGUAUGAAAAAAGACCCUUGUUGUGAUCCUACUACAUGUUUAUUAAAAUCUUGGGCUCAGUGUAGAUCUGGACAAUGUUGUCAUAAUUGUACUGUAUUGCCAAGUACAGUAAAAUGUCGUGAUAAAAAAUCAGAUUGUGAUGUGCCAGAGUAUUGUGAUGGAAUUCAGGGAGAGUGUCCAAGUAAUAACUAUUUACAAGAUGGCCACCCUUGUAAUAAUGAUGCAGGAUAUUGUAUGGGUGGAAUUUGUCCUUCAACUCAACAACAAUGUCAACAAAUAUGGGGAGCAGAUUCUAAAGGAGGUGAAGAACAGUGUUUUGAAAGGUUUAAUCCUACUGGUAAUUUUAAUGGACAUUGUGGAAAAGAUAAAACAACUGGAACCUUUGCCAAAUGUUCUGCUGAGUAA